Messenger RNA from Penicillium malachiteum, 1020 nucleotides. RefSeq lists its product as uncharacterized. Bases 1 to 1020 code for a protein of 339 amino acids. The transcript has 2 exons. The record is from RefSeq and is a predicted model, not a curated record. Gene Ontology annotation, molecular function: ribosome binding. Lineage: Eukaryota; Fungi; Ascomycota; Eurotiomycetes; Eurotiales; Aspergillaceae.
AUGUCAGCUCUAUUCAGGGGAGAUGUAGUCCUCCGUUCCUCAAUACGACCUCAAAAGACCAUUCUUAUCCCUUCACAUAAUCUCUUCUCAACAUCAACAAUCUACCGAUCUCAACCAAUCCCAAAAAGUGGCUUAUUAAAAGGCCUCUUCACUAUCGCUCGCGCAUACCUGAGUUUCUACAAAUCAGGCAUCUUCAACGUCUACCACAAUUAUCGCGCUUCGAUACCUAUUCGCAGAACCCUGGGUUUAUCUAUACUCAUACCUACAUCCCCUCCGUACAAUAUUUCUCGUCUACGGUCCUUGAAAUCAAAUACUCAAUCCUCGAGUCCUACUUCCAAUGCUUCUCCUACUUCCAAGGAGAAUGAGACGGUUGUUGGUAGAGCACAAUACCAAUUAACCCACCGCUCUGCACUGGACAUUCGUCGUCUCAUCCCUUUUGCAGCAAUUGUCGCUAUCUGUGGAGAAUUCACACCUUUACUCCUACCUUAUCUUGGUAAAUCAAUCACACCAUCAACAUGUCGAAUCCCAGAUCAAUUACAUAAGGAGCGUGAAAAGGCUAUCGCUUUGAAGUUGUUUACUUUACACGCUCAGGCAUAUCUUGAUAAAGUACCCUGUCCAGUCGAAGGGUCUCGUGAGGAAAUUAGGUAUAUUAUGAAAUACCUUAAUGUCGACUGGGUUAGAAAAGCGGAUAAUGACGCGGUGCUACGCGCUUGUGCGGUGCUUAAGUUGUCCACUACGUAUGAACGGCGUAACUGGAUUGGGGCGGAUUUUGGGGUCUUUUGGGAUUUUCUCGUCUUUGCAUCCCUGAGACCUAGGUUGUUGAGACAUGUGAACUAUUUGGAGACUGAUGAUGCGCUUAUCAGACAAGCUGGUGGUCCGUCACAGCUCAAUGAGAAAGAGCUUCAGCUUGCGGUUGAGGAACGAGGUGCUGUGGAUGUGGGUUGGGGCUUGGGGGAGAAGGCUGAGGGGGUGAGAAAGGAUUGGUUGAUGAUGUGGUUAGAGGAGAGGAGUGAACAUUGA